Molecule: messenger RNA, 2665 nt
Organism: Gambusia affinis (western mosquitofish)
Lineage: Eukaryota; Metazoa; Chordata; Actinopteri; Cyprinodontiformes; Poeciliidae
Product: UDP-glucuronosyltransferase 2C1-like
Exons: 2
Coding region: 310-1896 (528 amino acids)
Molecular function (GO): UDP-glycosyltransferase activity
Source: RefSeq, a predicted model, not a curated record
GGCUCUCUGUACAGUUACGUGACUUCCUAUAAAGUUUCCACUUAUUUGCUUUCCUUUCAUUGCUUUUGCACACUUCCUGUCACCAUUCUUGGAUUGAACAACGAUUUUAAACAAGAUUUAUCCCCAAAACUCAACGAUUUUCGUCAGUUUCACAUUCCUAAAAAUCACCGCAUAAUUUUUGUUAGUCAGUCUAUUUUUACUGUUCUCACACACAGGUUAUAACUUUAUAGAACCAUUUGAAAGACGUGACUGGACUGAAGGUGUGUUCUGUAUGGGGAUUGUCCUGUAACACUCUGAAACAGCUUUCACAUGAAGACAGUCUGUUGCUGCAGUGUGCUGCUCCUGCUCGUUCUCAUUCCCACCUGCUGUCAUGGUGGCAACAUCUUGGUUUUUCCUACUGAAGGAAGUCACUGGAUAAACAUGGAAAUUCUUCUUAAAGCUCUACACUCCAGGGGACACAAUGUAACUAUGGCACGAGCUAGCAAAACCUGGUACAUCAAGGAUAAUCCCUUAUAUUACAAGACUUUUAUAGUUCCAGUAGAAAAGAGCUUGGUAGAUGGAGAUUUUUUGAAAAAAAUAUUUUCUGAGUUUCUAAAACUUGAACGGGGGACUUUACCUCUCGCCAGUUUCCUCCGAAUGACAAUAGGCAUGCUCGAUAAAAUUGUUGAUGUUCACAAUUCUGUGAGCUCAUUUGUCCCAGCUCUGCUGGAUAAUGUAGAGUUGAUGAGGAAAUUAAAUGAGACCAAGUUUGAUCUGGUUCUUACUGAUCCUUGCUGGGGUAAUGGGGCAAUUUUGGCCAAAUACAUGAAUCUCCCUUUAGUUUAUAAUGUUCGCUGGUUAAUGCCUGAAGAAGCUCAUUUUGCCAUCGCUCCCUCACCAUUAUCCUACAUCCCUAUGACAGGAUCUGGCCUCACUGAUAAAAUGACUUUUUUUCAGAGAGUUAAAAACAUAAUUUUUUAUCUAAUGACUGCCAUUCAGAGCACGUUUGCAUCUAAGUUUGUAUACCAGCCACUCUGUGAAAAGUACCUUGGACCUGAUUGUGACUUUAAUCAGAUACAGAGUGAUGCAGACAUUUGGCUCAUGAGAACCGAUUUUGUCUUUGAUUACCCACGUCCCACAAUGCCUAAUGUUGUGUACAUGGGAGGGUUCCAUUGUAAACCUCCAGAACCACUUCCUGAUCACAUGGAGGAGUUUGUGCAGAGUUCUGGAGAGCAUGGAGUCAUUAUCAUGUCCCUCUCCACCUUUGUUAAUGAACUUCCAGAGGACCUUGCAGAUGGCAUUGCAGCAGCUUUUGCAAAGUUGCCACAAAAAGUCAUCUGGAGCUAUAGAGGCCCCAAGCCAUCUACUCUGGGUAACAAUACUUUACAAGUUGACUGGAUGCCACAAAAAGACCUUUUAGGACAUCCUAAGGUAAAGCUAUUUGUGGCUCAUGGAGGAACAAAUGGAGUCCAGGAGGCCUUGUGUCAUGGAGUCCCAGUAGUGGGUUUUCCUCUGGUUUUCGACCAGUAUGACAAUCUGCUGCGCUUGCAAGAGAAAGGAGGAGCUAAAAUUCUUACAUUGAGUAUUGUGGACAAAGACGACAACUUCCUGAAAGCUAUGCAAGAAGUUCUGAAUGAACCGUCCUACAGGCAGAACAUGCAGAGACUCUCCAGGCUGCACAGAGAUCAGCCAAUGAAGCCAAUCGAUACUGCCCUCUUCUGGAUAGAAUAUGUCAUUAGGCACAAAGGUGCUGGUCAUCUGAAAGCUCAGUCUAACCGAAUGCCUUGGUAUGUUUACCACUCUGUAGAUGUAGUCCUGUUCCUGACAGGAGCAGUGAUGCUCACGUUUUUAGCUACAGUCAUGUUUAUCAGGUGUUUAUGGAAAUCUGUGUGUAGACGUAAAGUAAAACUUGAGUAAUAUUUUUUUCCUUUAUGUGUAAAGAUAUUGCCUGUGAGUAAAAGAACUUUGUUAUUGGAAGUAGGGUACUGUUUCAGAAGAUUUUAAACAAAUAAAUAGGUGUUUGUCUUUUAAUUGAGUUUUUAAAUUAUUUAAAACAUAUUUAAUUUGUCCCACUCUUCUGUUUGAUAGCAGAAUAUUAUGUAUUGCAGGAGGACAGAAUUAAAAGAUGUCAUUCUUCAAAAUCAGAAGUUGUAUGUGGGAAUGACAUACCAAACAUCACAAUGUCCCAUUUACAAACCCUUGGAUUAAAUUACUUAAAUCAGUAACUUUGCUAACUCAGUUUUUAGGAUAUUCUGUUAAGGCACUUUUGUCAGAUUGAAAGAACCAAUUUAAAUAAUAAUUGUUAGGCAGGUUCUAGUCAUAUACUUUCUACUAUAAGUGUUAUGUUUUCAGUAGCUGUCAUUGAAAAUAAUCACAAUGAUAAAAAAUGAAGACAUUGGAACUUCAGCCUGUGUAAUCUUUCUAAUUUGUUUAACUUUUUAAAUAGAGUUGCAGAAAUAAAUUACUCUUCAACAAGGUUGUGUCCUAAUUUUGCAAUAAUUUUUUGAAAUAAAUAUAGAAACAGAAUACCUUGUCUUUCAUAUAAAUGGAAAAAUGUCUGAGGACCUUUAGUGUUAGGGAUAAUGUUGCACUCAUUUUAUAACACUGUAGUGGUAAUUGCCAAUACCAUAUUAAUUCUGCAUAUAAAUACCAAGUGACUGGAGUAGCUGUUAAAUGUGCUGUUUUG